ACUCACGAAUCCAGCAUCACAACAAUUUCAUUACCUGCUCUCAGAGAUACACAAUUUGCAGUCAGUUUAUAAUAUCAGAACAACAACUCAAUACACAACCACGAAAACUCACCUUGACACCUUCAGUCAAUCGAUCGAUUCGAUACCACUUUCGUUCAACUCGCGCAACCAACACUAAUUGUUAUCGAAGCGGUUCGAAGUCCAUAACUCACCUUAAUGCAGAAACUCGCAACGAUUUUCGCGGCAAACAUUUAUCCAAGAUCCAAGUGAAUCAACAACAGCACUGAGCAGCACAUCAUCAACAAGCUUCAGACGUUCCAUCACCAAAUCAGCAAGACAAUAACAACUCGUAGCCAAUUUCCAGAAGCAAAAGAACCAAAGAUGAAGUUUCAAGUCCAGGUCAGGAGUACUUGCUGCUGUGGUAGCUGAAACUCGCAUGGCGGCAUCACUGCUUCGUCUUCAUUACAGUGAUUGUUUUGUUCAGGGUUGUGAUGCAUCAGUAUUGUUAGACGAUACAUUAAGUUUCACAGGUGAAAAAACAGCAACCCAAAACGCGGAUUCCUUGAGAGGUUUUGAUGUAAUUGACAACAUUAAAUUUCAACUCGAAGCUGUGUGUCCUGGUGUUGUCUCUUGUGCUGAUAUUCUUGCUGUAGCGGCAAGAGAUUCUGUUGUCGCACUAGGUGGACCUAGUUGGACAGUUCAAUUAGGGAGAAGAGACUCAACCACAGCAAGUUUAGAUUCUGCAAAUUCAGAUUUACCUGAUCCAGAUUCAGAUCUAAAUGAUCUUAUUACUGCUUUUUCAGGGAAAGGUUUCACUGCCAAAGAAAUGGUUACUCUAUCAGGAGCUCAUACAAUCGGUGAAGCGCGUUGUAUAUCCUUCAGAGACAGGAUUUACAACGACACCAACAUAGAUCCGACAUUUGCAACAUCAUUGAAAGGAAGUUGUCCAACCUCGGGUGGUGACAACAAUUUGUCACCAAUUGACUCCACCACACCAAACCUAUUUGAUAAUUCUUAUUAUAGAAACUUGCAAAUUAAGAAGGGUCUCUUACACUCAGAUCAGGAACUUUUCAAUGGUGGUUCCACAGACUCUCAAGUUAAUUCUUAUGCUGACAACCCUGCAAGUUUUAGAGCUGAUUUUGCCAAUGCAAUGAUCAAAAUGGGAAGCCUUAGCCCACUUACUGGGUCCAAUGGUCAGAUAAGGCAGAAUUGCAGGGCGGUCAAUUAAGGUUUUGGAAGUUUUGAGAACAUAAUGAUGAUAAUCAAUGUGAGCUUUUAUUAGUGUGCAAUUGUGUAUUUAUUAUUGAAUUGUCAUUGUUUUCAUAAAUGUAACGUGUUUAAAUUUAAUAUGGAUCAAUUUUAAUGUUUACUUGAGUAAUGCAUGGGGUAUUAAUCUAUGUAAGUGUGACAAUUGAAACUCGUGUGGAUGUAAUAAUUUGAGAAUAGCUUACAUGUGGAAGUGUCGUUAAACUGUCAUCAAACUCCUAAUAAUAUAAUAAUA
Vicia villosa (hairy vetch) is the source of this 1501-nucleotide messenger RNA. Its product is annotated as cationic peroxidase 1-like. Lineage: Eukaryota; Viridiplantae; Streptophyta; Magnoliopsida; Fabales; Fabaceae. The record is from RefSeq and is a predicted model, not a curated record. Gene Ontology annotation, molecular function: heme binding; peroxidase activity. The coding region runs from base 437 to 1228 and encodes 263 amino acids. The transcript is spliced from 5 exons. Gene Ontology annotation, biological process: response to oxidative stress; hydrogen peroxide catabolic process.